AUGAAUUGGGAGACUUUCUAUGAUGAGAGGAGUUUGUUUCUCCUUGAUUCCAAUUAUGCCAUCGUUCAGCAAGCCUUUGUACCUGGCUCCUCGCAGAUUCCAGAGCAAUCAAUGCUUGUGAGCAACUUCGUCACCGCACAUCAGCAAAUUAACUAUGCAACAAACGUGCCAGAGAAUGAGAACGUUAGCCGCGAAGAGGCAACGGAAGCAUUCAAAAUACGCGCGAUCAAUUUGUUGAAGACCCCAAAACCUGAAUUACACGACGCCAUUCGCGCAUUAGAAGAAAUGACAACCUUCCUGGUCGAGAACUCGAAACCGUUAAAAUCUACUCGAAACGAUCCUCGACUGAAUGUAGCCGAAAUGGAGGCAAUGGGACAGUUCCUCAUUAAGGUCUGUGAUGAUAUAGAACCUCGCGGGCUAGUGGAUUAUGAGAUGGGUGUUUGGGAAGAGGAGAUUCUUGACCUCAUUGCCAGAUGCAUUGACAAAUGCGAGUCAGAAAAGGCCGCGGACUCGGGCCCACCUAAGGCAUAA
Molecule: messenger RNA, 531 nt
Organism: Talaromyces atroroseus
Lineage: Eukaryota; Fungi; Ascomycota; Eurotiomycetes; Eurotiales; Trichocomaceae
Exons: 3
Coding region: 1-531 (176 amino acids)
Source: RefSeq, a predicted model, not a curated record